CCUUAACUUCAUUCAUUCGAUUAUUCCGAUUCAUUUUCAUAUCAUUAUUUUUCAUAAUCUGCUAAUAUAAACUUGUACGAUUCUACAAACUAUAUAGAAAUGUUAAAUGGUUACUAUUUGUAAAAAAAAACAUUUUGUCAAGUGUCAACGUGAAUAUUAACAUCGGGCGUAUUGCCUCGCCAUCAGGUAUUGAUGGAUCCUUGGGGCGGUGAAGUGAAAACUGAAGUUAUCUCAAAAUUUGAGGAUAAUUUUGAACCUGUUCAAGACUCAGUGAAGCUGUCAGAUUCUGCUGAAUAUCUCGCUAUUUUGGAAAGAAAAUUGAAACAAAUCAAAAAGAAAAAUAAGGUUGUGGAGAAUCUUGCAGCUUACAGAGCUGACUGCAUUGACCGUUUGAUGAGAGAAGGCUGUGACUUGGAUCCUGUCAUUGGAGACACAGAAGAAGAGAAGCUACUCCAAGAAUAA
This is a messenger RNA of Achroia grisella, 462 nucleotides long. RefSeq lists its product as uncharacterized. The record is from RefSeq and is a predicted model, not a curated record. The transcript is spliced from 3 exons. Lineage: Eukaryota; Metazoa; Arthropoda; Insecta; Lepidoptera; Pyralidae. Bases 193 to 462 code for a protein of 89 amino acids.